This is a messenger RNA of Pyricularia grisea, 108 nucleotides long. RefSeq lists its product as uncharacterized. The transcript has a single exon. The record is from RefSeq and is a predicted model, not a curated record. NCBI's taxonomy places the organism in Eukaryota, Fungi, Ascomycota, Sordariomycetes, Magnaporthales, Pyriculariaceae. The coding region runs from base 1 to 108 and encodes 35 amino acids.
AUGCGGGUUGAAUUUUUGGUGUCUUGGGCUUUUUCUAGGCCUCCUGGCCGUUGCCGACUGGGCAAGGAAUGCCACGUGUGGCUUGCUGGUAGCGCGUGGCUCUGCUAG